This is a messenger RNA of Kluyveromyces lactis, 1128 nucleotides long. RefSeq names its product Yap3p (gene YAP3). The transcript has a single exon. Lineage: Eukaryota; Fungi; Ascomycota; Saccharomycetes; Saccharomycetales; Saccharomycetaceae. The record is from RefSeq and is a predicted model, not a curated record. Bases 1 to 1128 code for a protein of 375 amino acids. Gene Ontology annotation, cellular component: RNA polymerase II transcription regulator complex. Gene Ontology annotation, molecular function: DNA-binding transcription activator activity, RNA polymerase II-specific; transcription cis-regulatory region binding.
AUGAGUUAUGCCAGUGGUCAACAGCAGGCUGCGCAAGUUCCAAAUGCAGGUUUUGAUGAACAAAUGAUGAGAAGAGCAGCUGCUGAUAGCUAUUUCUUGUCAUCUUCGUUUGGAAGCGUGGAUAGGGAAAUGGAGUUUCUACAUUAUCAAACGAACGGGAUUCGUGUGAAAGAGGAAUCGAAGGGUCCUCAAAUUCCUGUUGCGAAUGGUACUACCAUCAACAACGUUCCAUAUUACGCAUCUCCAGUUGUCAUGCAAGAUACAGGUUAUACGACACCGGGUCAUUCCAGCAUUUCUUCGGAGGGGAACCAUGUCAUAAGUCAUGGUGGCCCUUCAGCGGUGUUUUCUUUGUCAGAAAGUUCUUCGGUGAACAGGAAUGCGAACUUGAAUAACAGCACGGACAGUUAUUCUCAGCAGGAAAGGGACCUUGAGCUGCAGCAACAGCAGCAAUUACGACUACAACAGGAGCUACAGCAGCAACUCAAUCAAGAGCAGCAGGAUUUAUCGAACCAGACGUCGGAUUCAGCGACAGGAGCGAAGGACUCUGAGGAACAAAUUCGUAGAAAGCGGGCUUUGAACCGCGCUGCACAGAAAGCGUUCCGUGAGAGGAAGGAGGCAAGAGUGAAACAGCUUGAGAAGCAAUUGAAGGACAGUGAGAACGAUAGGGAACAAUUGUUGAACGAACUGGAACAGUUGAGGAAACACAAUAUCGAGAUGCAUGCGGAAAACAGAAUUCUCUUACAGACUAAGAACGCCGCAGUAGUGGCAGCAGCUAAUUCUGGAGCCGUUACUGAUUCGUUAGGAACAAUAAAUCAAACACAGAAUUCAGAAAGGAACAAAUUCACUUUCCCCUCGAAACGAGAUUUUGUCGAUGAGCUUAUAAACGUUGAUGAGCAUAAUAUCAGCAACGAUACCACACCACCAUCUCUAGAGUACUCUCACAAUGGUGAACAGGUGAUGACCGUGUCUGCCACUUGGGAAUACCUAAAUAGGAUGUCUGAAACCUUUGAUUUCGAUCUUUCGCUCGUGAUGUGCAAGUUAAAGGGACGCGUUGUUUGUCAUGGCAAGGGUCCAUCGUAUUUUAAGAGCGAUAUCGAUAAAUACAUUGAGGCAUCUAGGGCUCGUUGA